UUUUGUACAAGAAGCCUGUGUAGUUUGUAGUUGACCGGUUUUCGACGAAAAUUGGUUGCAAAAGUUACAUUUUGGUGGUCAGUCGACGCAGAACUGAUACCAAAUAAUAACUGGAUAACCAUGGAAGUUAUUAUGUACGAUUUUGACUUUGUGAGGUGGGUAACACUGUCGAGUUUUCUGUGAUAAUUUUCACCGUGUUGUGACUGAAGAUGGCAGAGGGUGGUUUACAGGAAGAAAUAAUGGCGGACAAACAUGCGAUGGAUGUAGGUGGUGAUGAAAGCUCACAGCUUUACCUAACAGGUACCGCUGCUAGCCAAAAGAAGAAGAGUUGCUUCCAAAUAACAAGUGUCAAGGUGUCGGAGAACACCAACAAUGAUGAUGCUGAAAGUAUGGAUGAACUCGACGAAAGUCACGCAGAGGAUGUGUCCUCUGACUUACUUGACAUGUCCAAAAACACAUCACAAGAUCUCGACCAAUCAAACGAAGAUCUCAUGUCUCCGGAAAUUAUUAAGGAAACCUUACCACCGACUGUCAAUGGCAACAACCAGGGAAACGGUCCCUCCAGGUUUCGAGUUGUUAAAAUUGAAACAACGGAGCCGAUCAAACGGGGUAGGUGGACUUGUACUGAUUUCUUGGACCCAGCUGAGAAACCAAAAGAGCCAAAAGUUGAAACCAUUAAUGUUCCGGAAAGAACCGUUGAGAUAGAGCCGGGUUCUGGAAAUUCUAGUGCAGCAAGUUCGGUUCAUUACACUGCCGGUCAGGAUGCAAUUACAGAAAACCCUGUAGUUUUGCCUGUAAGUGAACAACCAACUACCAAUAUACAGCCACAGGUGAAAUCUACAAAUUCAAGCACGCCAACUCAGAAUCCGACCCCACAGCAAAACCAACAAAACAUACCAACAUCACAGCAAAACACAGGACAGAACAAUGCACAACCUCAAGGUGGGAAUCAGAAUCAGGGACAGGAGGCUGUGCAGUCAUCGGUAACACAGUCACAGCCUGCUUCCACUCUCCCAGGGCUUACUGAUUAUAGUUCCCUUUCUAUGAUGGAGCAUAUCAGAGAUACGCUGAAUGUCAAUGACAUGUCUUCUGGAGCCCCAUCAACAGAUGGCCAGUCAGAAGGCGAGGACAGUGCUUCAGGUGCUAGCGUGGGAGCGAUUGAUAAUAAAAUUGAACAAGCUAUGGACCUUGUGAAAAGUCACCUUAUGUAUGCUGUGAGAGAAGAAGUAGAAGUACUGAAGGAGCAAAUAAAGGAACUGUUGGAGAGGAACUCUCAACUGGAGAAGGAAAAUACAUUGCUACGACAGCAACAGGUACAAGUGGUAACUGCUCAACAAACCCCAGGGCCGGUACAGCAGCAGCAGCAGCAGCAGCAGCAGCCACCAACAAAUCCAGCUCAACAGCAGCCCCAAAUGCAAUCGACAGCAACACAGUCAAAAACGCCAGUAGAGCAGCCAAGUUUAAUAGUAGCAACACAGUCAGCUACGCAGUCAUAGCAUAGACUUGUGUGUAGAUAGAAAUGUAGCUGUAGUUAGGUAGAUACAGAUUGUACAUAAAGGGAACAUUGGGAGCACACAGAUUAAACUCUCCCUUCCAUUGAAGUAAUGCUACUUUGCUUAUCAACUUAAUUCAUCACAUGCUGCUACUUCUGCCAAUCACUCUGUGCAUCUUCCUGAAUGUUUUCUGUGAACUAAGUAGCAGCAGCAAGAUGGUUGUAGAUACUUAUUUAUCAAGUUGUGUACUUUUUCCGUUGAAUUGGUCACUUAAGUCUGUGUGCUCCAAAUGUGAGAAGUUGUGAGAAAACAAAUGCUUAAAAUUUUACAGAGUGAUUGUAUUUUUUGAACCUUUUUUGCAAUGGGGAAGGGGGAGUGAGGAGGCUGAAUAAUUUCUUUUGAAGUUUCUUUAAUAUUACAAGAAAAUGGGUGUCAUAGAAGUCAAUUUUGGAAAUUAUUUAAUACAUUCAGGGUAUUAUGCGUUUGCAGUUUGAGAUGGUACACCAUUUGUUGAUGGUUGGGGGAAACCAUGUGUACCUCUCACCAGUCGUAGCAUUAUAAACUAUAGAAUUUGGACGGUAGAUGUUAGAAAUUAAGACGUGACAUUAUUUCUGGCUAACAAAGCAACUUUGUUCAUGUAAAUAUAUUAUGCAUUUAAAAUGUUAUCCAGAGUUCCAGAUUGAGUUCAUCUUGUGGAAAGUCAUCCGUCUCCAGUUACAUUUUUUUUUAAAGACUAUUUUAUUAUCCCUGUAGUAGUUGAUUAACGUUGUGCCUUUCCAGUUUUUCAAACAUUGUGUGUGUCACCUGUGUGAUGGUUUGCCAUGUGACACUUGACAAGCGUUGUGCGUAAUUUCAGCAUCUAUUGCUCGCAUUUUUCUGAAAUCAGCAACAUUAGUGAUGUAGUAAAUUCUUUUCAUUCGCCAGAAAGUGAGAAAGCAAUAAUUUAGCAGCAUUCAGUCUACACACGUCCAUUAGUUGUUAAUGCAAGUUGUACUUUUCUUCCUUGUGAGGCCAAUGUUUAGAUCCAGUUAACAUGUUCAUAGGAAUCUGUACACAGUCCAGGAUGAAAGAAACACAGUUAAUUUCUUAAAUUCUGUCAAGCUUUUAGUCUAUUUACAAUGAAAUUCAAAACUAUGUGUCUGAGCUUUGUAGGUAAGUAACAUUAAUAAUAUUGCAAACUACUAUAUGGUAUAGAGCCUUUCUGAAAGUAAAGUAUUUACUUGCAGCACUUUACACAUGAAAUCCUUAGUCUAAGAAUUUAUCAAGGCAUCCCAUUCAGAUGCUAAUUUAACUAGGAAUUUAAAUUUGUACUUUUUAGCCGUGUCAAUUUUCGAUGUUAAUUUCAGCUACCACCUUGUAAAUAGUUUGCUUACAGUAAAUAUGCUGUUCCCCUCUCCCUUUACAGUCUGCUGCUUCUUCACCUGUAGUAUAGGUGCCACCCUCUAUGCUCCAUAGAUGUAAUAAAAUUAUUCAUUUUUUUUAGUCCCCUUGUAAUAUAUGUCCAUAAUCCUGAGCUUUUGUUGCAAUAAGCAAUAAUGAAAAGCAAGAUAUUUCAGAACUCAAAUUUUGUUUUUGCUGUAAAGAAACACCGUUUAGAAUUGUAGUAUUGAUAGAAUGUUUAAGAGAUUUACUCAAUGUUUUAUCAUAAAGGUGCUAGAAUUUGAGUGGGCCCUGCACAUAAUUUUGUACAAGUGAUGCACAUGUUUUUCACUGCUUUAGAAUGUUUCUUGGAGGGUGAGGGUGUGUGUGUUUAAGUGAUCAAUUUAUUGUGCAGGUACUAAUAUACAAAAAUUCAGAGUAUAUGCAAGAAACUUUCUUUUUUAUUCUGCCAAUAUGUGCUGUGUAGAAAGCUAUUCUCUUUCCUUAAUGUUGCAUUUGUGUCUCAAACUGAAGGAGAUGACACUUUAUACAGCAGUACAUCAAGGCAGUGAGAGCAGCAGACAUUUUCGUGAACUUUGCAGUAACAUUUUUGCAGGGAUUUCAAAGCAGUAUUUUCUUGUAGCUGGUUAACAUUUCAAGUUGUCUUGGUGCUGUUAAUUUACUUGAAGAGUGCCUGCUGCACAUAGUGAUCUCCACAAUUUUGCUUUGUGAAUGUCCCCCCAUUAACAAAACAGAGGGGAAGUUUAUUGCUCUAUCUAGUCUUUGCUAAUGAAAUCACAAAAUGAAACCGAAGUACUUUGUGGAAGCAGUUCAUUGGGAAAAAGAAACAUUGAUUAUAAUCCUGGUAGCCAUGUUAUAGUCUGAUCAAUCAAGUAGUCUUGGAUUACUUAGUGUGCUGAUGCACAGGAAAAAAAAAGCAAAUUCCUGAGACGUUUUGAAUUUAGAAAUAACAAUUUGGUAGGGGGCACACUAUUGUUCAGUUUCAAAGUUAUUCCAUUUUACCCCUUCAUAACCAUUAGAGAAGUAAUGAUAAUUGUUCGCUGUGAUUUUUCUGUAUCAGAAAAUCUUUAAUAAUAUUGUGAUGAAUGCCACUAACUUGAUAAGAAAAGCGAUGUUAUAUUUUUUAGUGACUUGUGAAUGCUAUGCUGUUGAAGUUUUUUUUUCCUGAAAAAUUAAAUGAGAAAAAAAGAACGCCUGCCAGGCUCAAGAUUGCCUUGAAAACCUAACAA
Molecule: messenger RNA, 4102 nt
Organism: Saccoglossus kowalevskii
Lineage: Eukaryota; Metazoa; Hemichordata; Enteropneusta; Harrimaniidae
Biological process (GO): regulation of transcription by RNA polymerase II; positive regulation of cell population proliferation; negative regulation of apoptotic process
Cellular component (GO): nucleus; cytosol
Source: RefSeq, a predicted model, not a curated record